Dinoponera quadriceps is the source of this 3365-nucleotide messenger RNA. RefSeq names its product spindle assembly abnormal protein 6 homolog (gene Sas-6). Bases 150 to 2168 code for a protein of 672 amino acids. The transcript has 4 exons. The record is from RefSeq and is a predicted model, not a curated record. Gene Ontology annotation, cellular component: centriole; centrosome. Gene Ontology annotation, biological process: centriole replication. Lineage: Eukaryota; Metazoa; Arthropoda; Insecta; Hymenoptera; Formicidae.
UCGAUUUGCGUUUCGCUGCGAUGUAAGCAAUCAGAGCGGUUUGUGCGCGUUGAGUGCGUCUCGGCCGGAAUUUUCUUCACAAUAUCGACAAAUGAGACGUGUUGAGCGACGCGAGACCAACGAGUGCUUGCCGAGAGCGCGACCGAGCGAUGAAUUAUCUAAACAAUAUUACGGGUGGCUCAACGACCACCGACCCAGGCCUCCAGCUGAAUAACGUCGAGAUUCUUUACACGAAGAUACAGAAGGUUUACAUCAAGCCGCAGCAUAAGGAGGAACGCCAGCGGGAUCUCAGAGUCAACGUGGAGAUUCACGCUGGCAUCAGUCCGGUUUGCCGCAAGAAUCUGUGUGUCUUGCUGGCUGACGACGACGACCCUUGUUUUCUUUAUUCUUUGUUCAUCACCGAAGAUGACUUCAAAGUGCUGAAAGCACAGCAGGGUCUGCUGGUUGAUUUCGAUAACUUUGCUACUCAGUUGAUAUGCUUGCUGGAGCAAUGUCAAAUUCCAGGUGCGAGCCUGUCGAAGACUCCGCCGAAGUUUCUCUUGCUCUUAGCAGAGGAGUCCGGAGAUUGGAACUUCAAGCUUGUGGAGACGAAUAAUUUCAAACAUCUCUGCCACUUGAGCUUGAACAUGUCACCUGCCAGUGAUUGCGACUUGAAAACGCACAUGGCGGUGAAGAUUAAGCAACUGAAGGAGAAUGCCUUGCAACAGAACAGGGAUGUGGUUGGUUUAGAAACAAGAUUAAACGAUUUGACGGGUAAACUGGAGGCAAAAACAAAAGAGCUGGACCAGUUGGAGCAAAAGUAUCUGACCGAGAAAAGUCAGAUACAAAUGAAUUCGUCACAGCAAAUAAGUAUUGAAAAGGACAGAUUGGCUCAAGCGCGGCUAGAAUGGCAACGACAGAAUGAGAAGGAGAAAAUGGAGGUUGAGCAGAGACAUUCGGAAACCGUGAAACAGUUGCACACUGAACUUGCCGAGUUACGAACGCAGAACAUGACGUACAAAGACAAGCAAUCCUUUUUGGAAGUUACCAAUUCGGAGCAAAUGAAACAACUGCAGAAUCUCGAGAAGGAACUCAAUAUCACCCAACGUGAUCUGACUUUACUUAAGAAUCAAAAUUCGAAAUUAGAUAUGGAUUACCAUGACAAGGAUAAAGCUGUCAACACCUUGCGCACGAAAGUAGCUGUGCUCGAACAAGAACUGAAGGACAAAAUGGUGAUCAUCAACAAGCAUAUAGAAAUGCUAAAGUCGGUCAAGGAACAGAAGCAGCACUUGGAGGAUCUCCUAUCCGAGAAAGACAUUCAAUUGCAGCGCAAGCAGAACUCCUUGAAGAGCUUGAGCGACGAGUUGGUGAAGGCCAAUGAAAUCCUAACGAAAUUGCAAAACGAGCUCACGUCGACCAAGUCCAAGCUGAAGCUGAGGACGAGCAUAGCGCUCGAACAAGAGAGACUGUUGGACGCCAAGCAGAAGGAGGUUGGCCAACUGGAAACCAAAAUGGAGGGUCUCGUCAGAGACGCGAAAGACGCGAAGAGUGAAGUGGACAAUUUGAAAGAGCAGAUCAAGACGCUGCAGCAUCAAUUGGAGGAGAAAGAGAAGAUCAUCAAAAAUAACGAUAACGUGAUCAACUGGCUGAAUCGGAGAUUGGCAGACAAUCAGUCGCCUCUGCAAAGUACCACCACUCCGGCUCCGGUGAUGAUCCCCACCUCCGUCCCGCUGACGUUACCCAGGACGAACAAGUUGUUCCCUAACCGAUACGAGACGCGUACACCGGCGCCCAGCACGACACAACCCAAUACGUUAACGGGGUUACCGUUGAAAAACCCUAUAGUGCAAAAUCCGAACAUUAACCAGACCACGCGCACCUCGGCUCGGUCGAUGGGUGUCGGUGUAACGGACAGUACGGUAGGAUUAACGACGUUCAGCAAGAGCGGCCAAAUCUCUAGCACCAGCACGCCCAUGGAGCGUUUCAAUUCGUUGAACAAAGUGCCGGGCGGAAAUCCGCCGGGUCCGGCGUCGGUGCCGGCUAUAAUCGAGAACAACAAUCCGACGGUGUCCUCGAACGGUACAAAAGCCAAGAGUACAAACGUCGGCUUGCAGGGCGGAUUGAGGAGGGCGGGUUUGUCCGACAAGCCGAUCUUACCCUCGGCGUAUUUUCCUAAAACCUUGCAUUGACACCGAAUGCCUGGCCCCUGAUUUCGUGACUGUUAACGACAGUGUCGUUAUCGUUGCGUCGUCGUUGCGCAGGUAUAUGUUAAAAACUACACAACGACACCAUAACGAUAACGACACGUCGUUAAAAGUAACAGAAUCGGUCUACUGGGCGAGAUUACCAAUGUAGAGACUAACGAGUCGGACUCGCGUCGGAGUACUUUAAGAAUCAAAACGUAGGAACGACAGAAGCACGAUAUUGCCAAGGGUAAAUAUCUCGCGUUUGUCGUCUUGGAGAUAGUACAAAUAGAAAUGUUAUGAAAACGAUAAGUAUUAUUGUAAGACACCUUUUGCGAAGUGAAUUUCCAGACAAUUCUUAAUCCUACAUUGGCACCGGUCCCAUGUGCGUUACGAAAAUGAUUUAUAUCAGUAUUCGACGCAUCCCGCUGCCAUUUCCCCUUCGGGGCCCUCCGAUUUUCUCUGUAAAAUAUCAAUCCGCCAAAUUGAAGCAACGGAUGUGUGACGUCGAUCUAAUCACGAUGUAUCAGUGUGGGAUUAAUAAUCGGGGAAAUUUAAUGAUAAAAUAAUAUAUAAUUAUAUGUAUAUAUAGCGCGGCACUAACAUACAUCGAUCUCGUUUUCAUGCGACAUCGAAUACGUGCGCGGAACGUCGCGAAAUGUAAUACUGUCGGAUAAAGAAAUGAUUCUUUUUAUGAAAAAUCGAAAAUAAAUCGAAAAUUAGAAUAGAUUUCUCGCAUAUAGGCAUAUCUAGCAGGAAAUUCUGCAUAUGAAUUCCAUAAUUCGUCAUAAUCACACUUUUAUUGCAAUUCGAUUCAGCAUUGUUGUAAUUAUAAACAAUAUUUUUUUUAACGUAUAUAAAUAUUUCACCUCAUAAAGAACGUCCCGGAUAAAAUUGAGACUUACAUUGAAGCAUAAUAUAUACUGAUAUUUAUAGGUUGAGCAUUUCAAUUUAUGACAUCUGUAACUUAUUUAAUUUAUAAUGUUCAAUUUAUAUAACUAAACUCUCUUGUGUUGCAUAAUUCUGAAUUUAAAUUUGUUCUUAAAACAAUCGUAAAUUGUAGACGACCUGUGCCAAAUAUUGUUGGAAAGUGGACGUAACUUUUAUAAAUGAUAAAUUCGGGACAAGUAGAAUUAAAUAGUUAAAAAAUCGACAUAGCACAAUUUUUCAACUUAUCAUUCGAUCGAUCGCUAAUACUUAAUU